CUCGCCUCGUCGUCGGGCUCCGACAAGGAAGACAAUGGGAAGCCCCCGUCCUCCGCCCCGUCCCGGCCCAGACCCCCGCGGAGGAAGCGGAGAGAGUCCACCUCGGCCGAAGAGGACAUCAUUGAUGGAUUUGCCAUGACCAGCUUUGUCACUUUUGAAGCCCUGGAGAAAGAUGUAGCACUUAAGCCUCAGGAACGUGUGGAGAAACGCCAGACCCCUCUGACGAAGAAGAAACGAGAAGCACUUACCAACGGCUUGUCCUUUCAUUCCAAGAAGAGCCGCCUCAGCCACCCACAUCACUACAGCUCAGAUCGAGAAAAUGACCGCAAUCUCUGCCAGCACCUCGGGAAGAGAAAGAAGAUGCCAAAGGGACUCAGACAGCUCAAGCCAGGACAGAACAGCUGUAGGGACAGCGACAGUGAAAGCGCCAGUGGAGAAUCCAAGGGUUUCCACAGGAGCAGCUCUCGGGAAAGACUCAGCGAUAGUUCAGCUCCUUCCAGUUUGGGAACAGGCUACUUCUGUGACAGCGACAGUGACCAAGAAGAGAAGGCAUCAGAUGCCAGCUCUGAGAAACUCUUCAAUACCGUUAUUGUAAACAAAGAUUCGGAGUUGGGUGUUGGCACACUUCCCGAACACGACAGCCAGGAUGCAGGGCCGAUCGUCCCCAAGAUAUCUGGUCUAGAGAGAAGCCAGGAGAAGAGCCAGGACUGUGGCAAAGAGCCGAUCUUUGAGCCCGUGGUGCUGAAAGACCCCUGCCCGCAGGUCCCGCAGCCGCCGCCCCAGCCCCAGGCAGAGCCCCAGCCCAGAGCUCCCGCUCAGGACCCUGACUCUGUGCACAGCCCAGAGGCCCCGCCGCCCCGGCUGCAGUCCCCCCAGCUGCUGCACCAGAGCCUGCCCCCUGUGCAGGCCCACCCCGCCUCCCAGAGCCUGCCCCAGCCCCUGUCAGCCUACAACAGCAGCAGCCUGAGCCUCAACAGCUUAAGCAGUAGCAGAAGCAGCACUCCAGCGAAGACUCAGCCGGCCCCUCCUCACAUCUCCCACCACCCCUCAGCCUCCCCGUUCCCCCUCUCACUGCCCAACCAUAGCCCACUGCACAGCUUCACGCCCACCCUCCAGCCCCCCGCACACUCCCAUCACCCCAAUAUGUUUGCCCCUCCCACUGCUCUGCCUCCUCCACCACCGCUGACAUCAGGGAGUCUGCAGGUCCCCGGACACCCGGCCGGGAGCACUUACUCAGAGCAAGACAUCCUGCGACAGGAACUGAACACGCGCUUCUUGGCCUCUCAGAGUGCUGACCGCGGGGCCUCCCUGGGCCCACCGCCCUACCUGCGCACCGAGUUCCACCAGCACCAGCACCAGCACCAGCACACGCAUCAGCACACGCACCAGCACACCUUCACGCCGUUCCCCCACGCCAUCCCGCCCACCGCCAUCAUGCCGACGCCAGCACCUCCCAUGUUUGACAAAUACCCUACAAAAGUUGACCCAUUCUACCGGCACAGUCUCUUCCAUUCCUACCCUCCUGCGGUGUCGGGCAUCCCCCCUAUGAUUCCACCCACUGGCCCCUUUGGUUCACUACAAGGAGCAUUUCAGCCGAAGACAUCCAACCCGAUCGAUGUUGCUGCUCGACCUGGGACAGUCCCGCACACUCUACUUCAAAAGGACCCGAGGUUGACAGAUCCUUUCAGACCUAUGUUAAGGAAACCAGGGAAGUGGUGUGCGAUGCACGUGCACAUUGCCUGGCAGAUCUACCACCACCAACAGAAAGUCAAGAAACAGAUGCAGUCAGACCCACAUAAACUGGACUUCGGACUGAAACCCGAGUUCCUGAGCCGUCCUCCGGGCCCCAGCCUCUUUGGAGCCAUCCACCACCCCCACGACCUGGCACGGCCUUCGACCUUGUUCUCUGCCGCAGGUGCUGCACACCCCACGGGGACCCCUUUUGGGCCGCCUCCUCAUCACAGCAACUUCCUCAACCCUGCUGCUCACCUCGAGCCUUUCAACCGGCCAUCUACGUUCACCGGCCUGGCAGCAGUUGGUGGCAAUGCCUUCGGGGGACUUGGAAAUCCUUCAGUUACACCCAACUCAAUGUUCGGCCACAAGGAUGGCCCCAGUGUGCAGAACUUUAGCAACCCUCACGAGCCCUGGAACCGGCUGCACCGAACGCCUCCGUCGUUCCCGACCCCUCCGCCCUGGCUGAAGCCAGGGGAGCUGGAGCGUGGCGCAUCCGCUGCAGCUCAUGACAGAGAUAGAGAUGUAGAUAAACGAGACUCAUCUGUUAGUAAAGAUGACAAAGAAAGGGAAAGUGUGGAGAAGAGACACUCCAGCCACCCUUCACCAGCACCUGUCCUCCCGGUGAGCACCCUGGGACACACCCGCGGCUCCACUGAACAGAUCAGGGGUCAUUUGAACACUGAGGCUCGUGAGAAAGACAAAUCCAAAGAGAGGGAGAGGGACCACUCGGAGUCCCGCAAGGACCUGACCGCGGAGGAGCACAAGGCGAAGGAGGGCCACCUGCCCGAGAAGGACGGCCACGACCGGUCCUCGGAGCCGCCACCUCCCCACUCCUCGUCCAGCGUGCACCCGGGGCCCCUGGCCUCCAUGCCCAUGGCGGUGGGGGUGACGGGCAUUCACCCCAUGAACAGCAUCGGCAGCCUGGACAGGACUCGCAUGAUGACGCCCUUCAUGGGCAUCAGCCCCAUCCCGGGCGGAGAGCGGUUCCCGUACCCUUCUUUCCACUGGGACCCCAUUCGGGACCCUCUGAGGGAUCCCUACCGAGAACUUGACAUUCACCGGAGAGACCCGCUGGGCAGGGACUUUCUGCUGAGGAACGACCCCCUCCACCGUCUCUCGACCCCCCGGCUGUACGAAGCUGACCGCUCCUUCAGGGACAGGGAGCCCCACGAUUACAACCACCAUCACCACCACCACCACCACCCGCUGUCCGUGGACCCGCGGCGGGAGCACGAGCGGGGCGCGCACCUGGACGAGCGGGAGCGCCUGCACAUGCUCCGGGAGGACUAUGAGCACUCGCGGCUGCACCCCGUGCACCCCGCCUCGCUGGACGGACACCUGCCGCACCCCAGCCUCCUCACGCCAGGGCUCCCCAGCAUGCACUACCCCCGAAUCAGCCCCACCGCGGGGCACCAGAACGGACUCCUCAACAAGACCCCUCCCACUGCCGCGCUGAGCGCGCCGCCCCCACUCAUCUCCACGCUGGGGGGCCGCCCGGUCUCCCCCAGAAGGACUACUCCUCUGUCGGCAGAGAUGAGGGAGAGGCCGCCUUCCCACACGCUGAAGGAUAUCGAAGCGCGAUAAGGAGAGAACAGGCCACGGGAGAGGAGGCCCACCAACAGCGCCAGACCCGGAGCGGAGGGAGCCAACGGGCGCCCGCAUCCCUGACGGACUGGGGGCAGGAGCCCCAGCUCUCCCUGUAAACAAUGUAUAGACUCAGUGCAGAUUUUGAAAUGUUUUUGUAUAUUAUAUGUUGAAAUUUUUCAGAUAUUUUAGCCAAGUCAUAUGUUCUCAUGUGUCCAACCCUUUUGGUUUCUCGUAUAAAACUUUUUGAUUUGAACCAAAACAGUGAAGAUGACAACACACACUGAUGUGUUCAUUGGGGAGAAAACAGACAGACAGCAGUCCGCACGAGCCACCGUGCAAGCUCUUUCAGAGGAGAAGGGAAGGCCUUGUACAUAGUUGUGUAAAAAAAAGAUUGCUUCAUGAGCUAAGGGUUCAUAUAUGCAAAAGGGUAAGAUGAAAGCUUUACUUUGUACAAAUGUAAAUAGGUAAAGAUUAAGUAACAUAAUACAUUAAUACUUCUUAAAAUGUGCUCUUUGCAAACUUAAUCUCAGUGAACACGGUCCGUGCGGCUGUGUUCCCCUGUAUUGUUAGAGACAGCUAAACCCUUCAACUAUGCAAUGAAUGUUCAGGCUUUUCACAAAAGCCCGCCCAACUCAAAGGAGCCUUUUCAGAUCCAUUUACAACAUACUUAAGGUCAUAUUUUCCCUGAACAAGCGCUUAUGUGAUAGGACUCUGUUUUCCUUGCUUAUUUUUUCAAAUACAGAAACAUCCUCUUUUGCAAAUUGGACCCCAGGCCGAAAUUUUGGCUCUAAAGUUGCUGCUUGUGGGCUCCUGGGGCAGAGGGUGGCCCCAGAGAGGUCAGAGGCCAUGAGCAGCCAGUGCCGGGGAGGCCAGGAGUGGUCAGAUGCCAAAAUCAGGGGACACGAACAGGUUGCCAGCAUCUCACCACCAUCAGUCAUGUGAUUUCACACAUACCUCAUGUGGGAACCAUGCGUUUUUUUAGUGUGUCCUAUUUCCUACCCGUACACACUUCCUCGUUUUGUAAUGAGAUUCAGUCACACCCAAACAGAUCCUGAAAGAAAGCUUUGAGUUUUCUCAGAUGAUGGAUAUGUUUUCACUAUUCAGUAACCAACAGAUCAAAAGGGCACAUUUCCUGAUGUGACUCCCUGUAUUCUAGUCAGUGAUAGUCUGGGAGCCGCGGAGCGGAGCGUUACCGAGGGUGGAAGGUGGCUGAGACAAAGUCUUGUGUGUGCGUGUGUUUUUAAGUUUGCAUCAAUCUUAAUGUCUCCUCAUAAUACUUUUAUAAUACAUUAAGCCUCUUGUCUACAUAUUUGGAGAGAAUAUGACUUUACUAGCAGAGAAAUACAAUAUAUCUUGUCUACUGGACUGUAAAAUAUAUGUACGAAAUAAAAUUAGUUCCAUCGGUCUUCUAGUAUAUUAAAGUGCUAUCUGACGUUGUUAUCCUGUUUUUGGAGAAAAAAAAAGUUAACUACAGACCAUUGUUUCUAAUAAGCAGAGAGAUCUAUUUUAGUAGUAAACUGAAGGUUUAGUUGUGAGCUUCAGAAUUUUGUGAACUCCAGAUGUUGUGCAGUGGGUUUUUUUUGGCUUUUUUUUUUUUUUUAAGACAACAACUAAAAAGGAAAAAGAAUCCAAGGAAUAUGUACACUGGAACUGUAGUGGUAGCUUCAGUAUUGUAAAGAGAUUGUUCUAUACGGACCUUUUGCUGUUUCUCCUGUAUGUAAUAAAGUCCUUUCUAGACCCUAUGUGAACAGAAAAGUGAAGCGACUGACUUCAGCAUGUUCUCAGCGGCGGAGCCUUCUUGUGUAAUGUAAACUGUGCCAUGUUAUUAAAAAAUGUGAACGAA
Molecule: messenger RNA, 5164 nt
Organism: Myotis brandtii (Brandt's bat)
Lineage: Eukaryota; Metazoa; Chordata; Mammalia; Chiroptera; Vespertilionidae
Gene: AUTS2
Product: autism susceptibility candidate 2
Exons: 22
Source: RefSeq, a predicted model, not a curated record